Messenger RNA from Microdochium trichocladiopsis, 2152 nucleotides. Its product is annotated as fungal-specific transcription factor domain-containing protein. The transcript has a single exon. The coding region runs from base 19 to 2025 and encodes 668 amino acids. NCBI's taxonomy places the organism in Eukaryota, Fungi, Ascomycota, Sordariomycetes, Xylariales, Microdochiaceae. The record is from RefSeq and is a predicted model, not a curated record.
UCGUCGAGUCCGUGGAACAUGACCAACAUGGACCAGGCGUCGGCCGCACAUGAAAGCCCAAACACGUCAGCAGGCCACCACUCGCCAGCGCCAGAGAGUCAGUAUGGUGGUGGUGGUGGUGGUGGUGGUGGUCGCAGAGCAAACUCACCCUCGCAGUGGCUCGACGAGCUGCCCACGGCGGUGCGAGACAGGCUUGUCGUGACAAACGCCUGGGAGGACUUUGAGCUGGAGCACGAGACGGGCCACAUUAUGAACUACCUCGACCACGUCGUCCCCUUCUUCUACCCCUUCUACCGCCCGCCCCUGAUCUCGGGCGGCCGGGGGUGGCAGCUGUUCCUGCUGCUCAAGGAGAAGACCAUCUUCCACACGGCCAUCAGCCUCACGGCAUACUUCCUCACCGUCGCCUUCCACUCGACUCGCGACCGCCCGGCCCUCCAGCGCGAGACGCACAACGCAUGCCAGAGCGCCGCCUGGGCCGACCUGCUCAAGCACCAGGAGCUCGCCAUCCGCACGCUCCAGCGCGACGUCGCCCAGCUGUCCAAGGACUCGAGCCUGCGCGACUCGAUCAGGGGCCUGCAGAGCAUCAUCCAGCUGCUCGAAUUCGAGGUGGCCAUUGGUAAGAAGACGAUUGCGGACGGCAGCGGGGGGAGUGAGAGCACCAGCAGCAGCACCAGCAGUAGCAGCUGGCUGCCACAUCUCAAUGCCGCGCUCCAGCUGUUCAACCAGAUCCUCGAACGCCAACGGCAGCAGCGCGGACACGAAGCACUGCCCUUUACACCGCCGCCGCCGCCUCAGCCCUUCUCCUUCUCCACGAAUGGUCUGUACACACAGCCUCAGUCCACCACAACACAGCAGCACCCCUGGCACGCGAUCACAAAACAGCUCUCGCACGCCGCCUCUCCGGCCUAUGUCCCGCCGACCCCAAACUUCAGGCCGCCCCUCGCCAAUGCCGAGUCGGCCCUGCACUUCUACACCGCGCGCCUGCUCUACAUUGACAUCAUCGCGGCCACGACGCUCGACCGCGUCCCUCUCCUCGAGCCACACCAUGCCGCCCUGCUCCUUCCAGGCGGGUCGUCACCGUCCCCAUCGUCGUUCGAUCAGUAUGGUGGCGACGACGAAGGCCAAGAACCAGCGAUAAACCUGGCCGAGCACGUCGGCAUCGAGAACUGGGCCCUCCUGGCCACGGCCCAAGUCACCGCCUUAUCGGUGUGGAAGACGCAGAUGCGCGCCCAGGGCACCCUCUCGAUCGUGGAGCUCGUCCGGAGGGCCGGCGCCAUCGAGCAGGGCAUCCGCGACAACAUUGCCCGACUCGCUCCCGUGCUGGCCGCCGGCUCCUCGCAACAGGGAAACACCAGCGCCUCCACGAGUGCCACCACCACCACCAGCAACCAAACCCCCGUGCCGCAGCCCCCUCCGCCGCGCAUCGUGUUCGACCCAUCAGACUCCUCAUCGGGGGGAAGGCACGCCAGCAUCGGCAGCCCAUCGUCGUUCCCGACCUCAAUGUACCCAAUCAUCGCCCCCUCCCCUUCCUCGACCACCACCACCACCACAACCUCAGCCUCCUCCUCCUCCUCCUCGCCGUCACUAUCGCUAAUGUGCCCCGCGGUAGCCCUGCACUCGACCAUCCACGCCCGUGCAACGCUGAUAUACCUCUCCUCCACCGUCUCAGGCCUCCAGCCCUCCCUGCCCGAGAUCCGCACCGAGCUCGCGCACCUCCUGCACCUCUUCACCCGGCUACCCCACGCGAGCUGCCUGCGCACCCUGCUCUGGGCCUUCACCGUGGCCGGCUGCGUCACCACAAACCCGGACCAGAGAAAGGUCCUGGAAAGCGCGGUCGAGCUCGAGAUGGGCGACAUGGCCGUCUUCGGCGCCGCCAAGGAGGCCCUGGGCAUCCUGAGGGCGGUCUGGAGGGUCAGGAACUGCGUCGGGGUCGCGCUGGGGGACCCGUCGGGAAACGGCAACAUGGAGGACUGGAGCCUGGCGGCGUGUUUGAAUAUCCUGGGGCACCAGUCUUUGCUUGCGUAAAUAAGCAAGAUCGCCUUGAUUGUCUUUUUGGGGGGGAAAUCAUGUGCCCGCCUGUUAUUUGUUCAGUGUUUCAAGUACAGCGAGAGCGCAAAUUGCAAAUGGGGAGUCGCAAAACAAUUGAGGCUCA